Molecule: messenger RNA, 762 nt
Organism: Macrobrachium nipponense
Lineage: Eukaryota; Metazoa; Arthropoda; Malacostraca; Decapoda; Palaemonidae
Exons: 1
Coding region: 1-762 (253 amino acids)
Molecular function (GO): nucleic acid binding
Source: RefSeq, a predicted model, not a curated record
AUGAUCUUCCAUGCAGCAAGUAACUUUCUGCAGGAGAUGUAUGAUGAAGAUGUCACUAGACAAUUCCUGCAUAGGACAGGAAUAAGGUGUAUCUUCCAGACUCUCAGGUCUCCCUGGAAAGGGGGAUUCCUCGAGAGAUUGAUUGGGGUAGUCAAAAGAACGUUGGCUACCACACUAUGCCAUAACAUCUUCAGCGAAGAACAACUGCCAACCCUCAUAAAGGAGUCAGAGGCUGUUGUUAACAACCGUCCCUUAAUGUACACCAGGGACAAGUGUGAGGAUGAAGCCCUCACCCCAUCGCACCUCAUCCAUGGAGAUGUAGUCCGUCUGCUGCCGCCCAUGGUCCCUCACGAGGACAUGCAUCUGACGUUAACGACUCACCAACUAUGUCCACAGUACUUCCAACUAACCGAGACCCUCUACAACUUAAAAUGCUACUGGAGGGAAGGUUACCUGAAGUCACUACAGGAACGCCACAACCUACAAGAGGCCUCCCUGAUGGCACUGCGUAAAGGCGACAUUGUGUUGGUGAAAGCGGAGCAGCACAAACGUAGUCAAUGGCCCCUCGGUAAGAUCAUCGAACUCUACCCUGAUGACAAAGGCGUUGUCAGGUCACUGAAAGUACUAUUCGAAGGCGAGGAGUAUCUGCAAGCAGUACAACACAUCGUCCUGCUUGAGACUAAUGCCCAUGACGACGAGCGAGAAGAAGAGCCCCAGAAUGACGACAGUGAUGAGACAGCAGGUAGUGAAGAGAGACAUUAG